AACCCCUCUCCUUCACUAAGCAAUGGCUGCUCAGGAUUCCAACAAGUUCGUCAUCGACUUCCUUAUGGGUGGUGUCUCCGCCGCUGUCUCCAAGACUGCUGCUGCCCCCAUUGAGCGUAUCAAGCUCUUGAUCCAGAACCAGGACGAGAUGAUCAAGCAGGGUCGUCUUGCAUCCCCCUACAAGGGUAUCAGCGACUGCUUCUCCCGUACCGUUAAGGACGAGGGUAUGGCUGCCAUGUGGCGCGGAAACACCGCCAACGUCAUCCGUUACUUCCCUACCCAGGCCCUUAACUUCGCCUUCAAGGAUAAGUUCAAGCGCAUGUUCAACAAGGACAAGAAGAAGGAUGGUUACUGGCCCUGGUUCGCUGGCAACCUUGCCUCCGGUGGUGCCGCUGGUGCCUGUUCCCUCUUCUUCGUUUACUCCCUCGAUUACGCACGUACUCGUCUCGCCAACGAUGCCAAGUCCUCCAAGAAGGGUGGUGAACGUCAGUUCAAGGGUCUCGUCGAUGUCUACCGCAAGACCAUUGCCUCCGAUGGUAUUGCCGGUCUCUACCGUGGUUUCAACAUCUCCUGCGUUGGUAUCAUCGUUUACCGUGGUCUCUACUUCGGUAUGUACGAUUCCAUCAAGCCCAUCAUGCCCGAGAACCUCCAGAGCAGCUUCUUGGCUACUUUCUUGCUCGGCUGGGCUGUUACCACUGGUGCUGGUCUUGCUUCCUACCCCAUCGAUACCGUCCGCCGUAGAAUGAUGAUGACUUCCGGUGCUGCCGUCAAGUACGACUCUUCCCUUCACGCCUUGAAGGAGAUCGUCGCCAAGGAGGGUACCAAGUCUCUCUUCAAGGGUGCCGGUGCUAACAUUCUCCGUGCCAUUGCUGGUGCUGGUGUUCUUUCCGGUUACGAUCAGCUCCAGUUGAUCAUGUUCGGUAAGAAGUUCGCUUAAGCGUCUUUCUUUAAGAAGCAUUGAUUCUCCCGAUAUUUCCAAUCUACAUCUAUCGGUUUCUUCAAAAUUUCCAUAAAAAACCGAGUUGCAUUUUUUACGCGCUCUUUUGUUUCAAAUAAAAAAAAUAUCAAC
Molecule: messenger RNA, 1069 nt
Organism: Phycomyces blakesleeanus NRRL 1555(-)
Lineage: Eukaryota; Fungi; Mucoromycota; Mucoromycetes; Mucorales; Phycomycetaceae
Exons: 3
Coding region: 23-937 (304 amino acids)
Biological process (GO): mitochondrial ADP transmembrane transport; mitochondrial ATP transmembrane transport
Cellular component (GO): mitochondrial inner membrane
Molecular function (GO): ATP:ADP antiporter activity
Source: RefSeq, a predicted model, not a curated record